GGGGCCUCUGGAGCGCGGGAAGUCCUGUCCCCGCGGCUGCGGCGGCGGCCCAGCUGCAGCAUGAGCUUCGAGCGCGAGCUACGCCAGCUGAACAAGGCCAAGGCCAAGGCCCAGAGGAGCGGGCAGCUGCGGGAGGAGGCUGAUCUGUGCCACCAGCUGGGCGAGCUCCUGGCCAGCCAUGGCCGCUAUGCGGAGGCCCUGGAGGAGCACCAGCAGGAGCUGCAGCUUCUGGAGAGUGCCGACGACCCCCUGGGCUGCGCCGUGGCCCACCGCAAGAUUGGGGAGCGGCUGGCAGAGAUGGAGGACUACGCAGCCGCCCUGAAGCAUCAGCACUGCUAUCUGGAGCUGGCCCGUUCCCUGUGCAAUUACAUUGAGCUGCAGAGGGCUUGGGCCACCGUCGGCCGCACCCACCUGGACAUUUACGACCACAGCCAGUCGCGAGACGCCUUGCUGCAGGCACAGGCUGCCUUCAAGACGAGCUUGGCCAUUGUGGACGAGAAGCUGGAGGGGGUUGUGGCCCAGCGGGAGCUGAGUGAGAUGCGGACUCGCCUCUACCUCAACCUGGGCCUCACCUUCGAGAGUUUGCAGCAGGCGGCCCUGUGCAGCGACUUCUUCAAGAAAAGCAUCUUCCUCUCUGAGCAGAACCACCUCUACGAGGACCUGUUCCGCGCCCGCUACAACCUGGGCACCAUCCACUGGCGCGGCGGCCAGCCUGCCAAGGCCAUGCGCUGUCUGGAGGGGGCCCGGGAGUGUGCGCACACCAUGAGGAGGAGGUUCCUGGAGAGCGAGUGCUGCGUGGCCAUCGCGCAGGUCCUCCAAGACUUGGGGGAUUUUCUGGCUGCCAAACGAGCCCUGAAGAAGGCCUAUAGGCUCGGCUCCCAGAAGCCGUCACAGAGAGAGCUGGUCUGCAGGAGCCUGAAGUACGUGCUGAAGGUGGUGCAGCUACAGCAGCGGCUGGAUGAGGCUGAGGCUGGGGACCCCCAGGGCGCCAUGGGCAUCUGCGAACAGCUGGGGGACCUGUUCUCCAAGGCGGGCGACUUCCCCAAGGCGGUCGAGGCCUACCGGAAGCAGCUGCAUUUCGCAGAGCGGCUGGACAGGCCAGGGCCCGAGCUGGCUGUCAUCCAUGUGUCCCUGGCCACCACCUUGGGGGACAUGAAGGACCACCACCAGGCUGUGCACCACUAUGAGCAGGAGCUGAGGCUGCGCCAUGGCAACCCUUUGGAGGAGGCAAAGACCUGGCUCAACAUCGCGCUGUCCCGAGAGGAGGCUGGGGAUGGCUACGAGCUCUUGGUGCCCUGCUUCCAGAAGGCUCUCGGCUGUGCCCAGCAGGCCCGGCGGCCCCAGCUACAGAAGCGAGUCUUGCAGCAUCUCCACACCGUGCAGCUGAGGCUGCAGCCCCAGGAGGCCCCGGGCACCGAGGCCAGGCUGCAGGGGCUGAGCUUGGACAAGGAUGGGGAGGACGGAGAGGACAGCGAGGGCCUGGAGGACAGUGAGGGCCUCGAGGUCAGCGAGGUGGAGCUCUCGGAGAGUGAGGAUGAGGCUGAAGGUCCGGCCCGGCUGCUGGAGGACGAGGAGGAGGAGGGGCUGCGAGGCCGCCCGGGCCGGCGGAAGGUGGACAAGUGGAACCGGCGGAAUGACAUGGGGGAGACGCUGCUGCACCGCGCCUGCAUCGAGGGCCAGCUGCACCGCGUCCAGGGCCUCGUGAGGCAGGGCCACCCCCUGAGCCCCCGGGACUACUGCGGCUGGACGCCGCUGCACGAGGCCUGCAACCACGGGCAUCUGGAGAUUGUCCGCUGCCUGCUGGACCACGGGGCUGCAGUGGAUGACCCAGGUGGCCCAGGCUGCGAGGGGCUCACCCCGCUGCAUGACGCCCUCACCUGUGGCCACUUCGAGGUGGCCGAGCUGCUCCUUGAGCGGGGGGCGUCAGCCACGCUCCGAACCAGCAAGGGUCACAGCCCUCUGGAGACGCUGCAGCAGUGGGUGACGCUGUACAACGAGGAUCUGGACGAGGAAACGCGGGAGAAGGCCGGGGCCAUGGAGAGGCUGCUGCGGACGGCCGCCGCCAGCCAGGCUCCCCAGGGCCCCCAGGCUCCCAGUACCUUCCUGAGUAACCACCUGUUUGACCCUGAGAUCUCUCCUCCCUCGAGCCCCCAGCUGGGACCUUCCUCUCGGACCUCUAGGCCCCCGGAGGCCUCUCAGGCCGGGGCCUCCCCAGGGCAGACAGUGCCUGUGGCGGCCAAGCCUCCGAGGGGCAGGGGCACACCCCCCAGCAGCAGCGGCUCAGAGGAGGAGGCUGCUGUGGGCCCUCGGGGACCCAUCCAGAAGAGGCCGCGGCUUUCUGCCCCCGCGCAGCAGGCUGCAGGCCCGGCGCCUCAUCCAGCCGGGGACAGAGAGGCCACUGCCCGAGGCGGUGCCCAGAGCCACGACCCAGGGCCCAGCCGGCCUCAGGACCGAGUUGGAGCGCCCGCCUGCCGGGCAGCCCUCAUCCCCGAAGACGAGUACCUGGCCGGGGACUGGCUGGAGGACGACAUGCCCCUGAUCCACGGCCGCCAGAAAGCCAGCCGCCCACACAGGGCCCUGGGGUCGGGCAGGGAGGGCCUGGGGCCCCAGGCCCGCACCAGGCAGAGCCGACUGACCCGCCUCCAGGGUGGGGGCGCACAGGUCGUGGCAGGCAGGACCAGCUGCUCAGCCACCGAGCCCCCCGAGAGCCCAAGUGUCCCCACGGCCUCGGGGCCUGGUGAGAACUCCGCGACCCGCCAGCCCCCAGGCCCAGGCCCCGGCCCCCCCAUCCGGGUCCGAGUCCGCGUGCAGGACAGUCUCUUCCUCAUCCCCGUCCCGCACAGCAGUGAGGCCCGCUCCGUGGCCUGGCUGGCCCAGCAGGCCGCCCAGCGCUUCCUCCAGACCUGCGGGCUGCUGCCGCAGCUCACGCUGCACAAGGAGGGCGCCCUGCUGGCCCCGCAGGAUGCCAUCGCCGACGUGCUGCAGAGCAAUGAGGAGGUAAGCCACGGGAGCCGGGCCCCCCCGCUGCGCGGGCCCCCGCUGCUCACGCACCCUCCUCCCCAGGUGUUGGCCGAAGUGGCCUCGUGGGACCUCCCCCCGCUGACCGACCGCUACCGCAGGGCCUGCCAGAGCCUGGGGCAAGGGGAGCAGCAGCAGGUGCUGCAGGCCUUGGAGCGCCAGGCCCCGGGCCCUUCGUUCAGUGCCUGCUGCCUGGCACUGCGCCCAGCCCAGCUCACUCCCCUGCUGCGGGCCCUGAAGCUGCACGCUGAGCUCCGGGAGCUGCGCCUGGCUGGGAACCGGCUGGGGGACGGCUGUGCUGCCGAGCUGCGGGCCGCCCUGGUCACCAUGCCUGGCCUGGCCCUCCUGGACCUCUCCUCCAACCACCUGGGCCCCGAGGGCCUGCACCAGCUUGCUUCCGGCCUCCCAGGCCAAGUUGCCUUGCAGAACCUGGAGGAGCUGGACUUGAGCAUGAACCCGCUGGGGGACAGCUGUGGCCAGGCCCUGGCCUCUGUCCUGCGAGCCUGCCCCUCACUCAGCACCCUGCGCCUCCAGGCCUGCGGCUUCAGCCCCAGCUUCUUCCUGAACCACCAGGCGGCCCUGGGCGGUGCCUUCCGAGACGCUGAGCACCUGCAGAUGCUGUCCCUGUCCUACAAUGCCCUGGGCGCCCCGGCCCUGGCCCGGGCCCUGCAGAGCCUGCCCGCCCACACCCUCCUCCACCUGGAGCUUGGCUCCGUGGCAGCCAGGAAGAGUGGCUCGGGCCUCGCAGAGCCACUGGUCAGGUAUUUGACCAAGGAAGGCUGUGCCCUAUCACAUCUGACCCUGUCUGGAAACCACCUGGGCGACGAGGCCGUGAGAGCUCUAGGCAGGUGCCUCCCUCUCUGCCCCUCCCUUGUCUCACUGGACCUGUCUGCCAACCCUGAGAUCAGCUCUGCCAGCCUCGAGGCGCUCCUGUCUGUCCUCCAGGAGCGGCCCCAGGGGCUCCGCUUCCUUGGCCUGUCAGGCUGCGGGGUCCGGGGCCCGCUCGGCCAGGGCCUCUGGGACCAGGUCGCAGCGCAGCUGCAGGAGCUCCAGCUGUGCAGCCGGCGCCUCUCUGCCGAGGACCCGCGCGCCCUGCGGCGGGCGCUGCCCGGCCAGCCCGGCCCCCGCGUGCGCACGCUGGACCGCGGCCCCAAGCUCUUCUUCAGGCGCCUCUGACGCGCCCACCGGCCCCGCCGGGGCGCCCUGCGGUGUCCCCUGGAAGCCGCCAAUAAACGCACGCUCCUGCCUCGGC
This is a messenger RNA of Choloepus didactylus (southern two-toed sloth), 4270 nucleotides long. RefSeq names its product tonsoku like, DNA repair protein (gene TONSL). Bases 61 to 4194 code for a protein of 1377 amino acids. Gene Ontology annotation, molecular function: protein binding. The transcript has 25 exons. Lineage: Eukaryota; Metazoa; Chordata; Mammalia; Pilosa; Megalonychidae. The record is from RefSeq and is a predicted model, not a curated record.